AUGGUUUCUUUCACUCAGCUCAUCUCGGCCGCUCUUUUGGCUACUUCGGCCCUGGCUGUCCCCCACAAGAUGUCCCACUCGCACUUCCACCACCAGCGUUCCUCGUCCUCCUCCGGAGGCAAGCGUGGUGCUGCCUACAACGACGCCUCUCUCGUCCACGUCCUGUCAGGAAGCAACAGCACUGUCGGAUGGGCCUACGACUGGAACAUGGCCAAGAACGGCGGCCUCCCCAGCGACAUCGAGUACGUCCCCAUGCUGUGGGGAGCCAAGAUGUUUGGCGGAUGGGCCGUGGCCAUCGAGACCGCCCUCUCCAGCGGCAGCAAGUACAUUCUGGGCUUCAACGAGCCCGACAUGUCGUCGCAGGCCUCGAUGACCGCCGAUGAAGCCGCUUCCGCAUACAAGAACCACAUCACCCCCUACUCCGGCAAGGCCAAGCUGGUGUCCCCGUCCGUGACCAACAGCGGCAGCGACAACAUGGGACUGAGCUGGAUGAAGAGCUUCCUCAACCAGUGCUCGGACUGCAAGCUCAGCGGACUCGCCGUGCACUGGUACGGCGAGUCCGCCGACGACUUCAAGUCGUUCGUCAACGAUGCCAUUUCCCUCGCGAAGAACAACAACAUGGACGAAGUCUGGGUGACUGAAUUCGCGCUCAACAGCGACCUCAACGGCGGGUCGACCUCCAAGUCCGCCAAGUUCCUCGCUGAAGUCGUGCCCUGGUUGGAAUCGCAGGAUACCGUGACCCGAUAUGCCUACUACAUGUGCAAGGACGGAUACUUGUUGAGUGGAAACGGUCUUAGCGAGAGUGGCCAGGCCUACCUCUCCUAA
This is a messenger RNA of Aspergillus wentii DTO 134E9, 825 nucleotides long. RefSeq names its product glycoside hydrolase family 128 protein. The coding region runs from base 1 to 825 and encodes 274 amino acids. The record is from RefSeq and is a predicted model, not a curated record. NCBI's taxonomy places the organism in Eukaryota, Fungi, Ascomycota, Eurotiomycetes, Eurotiales, Aspergillaceae. Gene Ontology annotation, biological process: fungal-type cell wall polysaccharide metabolic process. Gene Ontology annotation, cellular component: fungal-type cell wall. The transcript has a single exon.